Molecule: messenger RNA, 1455 nt
Organism: Peniophora sp. CBMAI 1063
Lineage: Eukaryota; Fungi; Basidiomycota; Agaricomycetes; Russulales; Peniophoraceae
Source: the annotation of a GenBank genome assembly
AUGAAGAUUGAGUCGCUCGAUGCGGUGAAGGACGCGAGGAAUAAGAGCAAGGAUAUUCAUCUGCCUAGCAUCGACAUCUCUUUCUGCUCGAAUCGCAUCCUCUCUGGCGCCUCGCUCACUCUCGCACAUGGUUGUCGCUACGGUUUCAUUGGCCGCAAUGGCGUCGGGAAGUCGACUCUACUGCGGCAUAUCGCCAUGCGUGAUGUCCCGAUUCUGGCACAUAUCACUAUCUUAUUCGUGGAGCAGGAGGUCACCGGACAAUCAUCGGCGACGACACAAUUGCCAUCGACUCAGUCCUCAAAGCCGACGUCUGGCGCGAACCAGCUCCUACGCGAGGAAGCCUCGCUGAACGCACGUCUCGCCACGCUCAACACGGACGCAUCAAAAGCGACGGACAACGCAUGCGACGAGUUGAACUCGCAGUUGAGCGAUGUGCACGCUCGCCUAGCGGAUAUGGACCCUGCGUCUGAUCCGGCGCGCGCGGCAGCGCUGCUGGCGGGGUUGGCUUUUAGCGAGGCGGACCAGCAGAGGCCCACGAAAAGCUGGCCGGCAGGUUGGAGGAUGCGACUGGCGCUUGCGCGUGUGCUGUUCGUGAAGCCUGCAUUGUUACUGCUCGGCGGGCGGGCAAUCACACUGACCCUCUGUGUAGUCGCCUUGAACGCGCUUGCAUGGCUCGAGAACUACUUACAGACCUGGGAGGGAACGCUGCUCGUCAUAUCCCAUGACCGUGCAUUCCUCGACGCCGUCGCGACGGAUAUCAUUCACCAGCACUCCGGCCGCCUGGACUACUGCAAGGGGUGCGGUGCUCCCACGCCUAUAAGCGGCCGAGAACGAUCACUGACUUGGCUGAGCGACGUGACAUUCGGAUACGACCCGGCUACACCCAUUCUCAACAAGAUCCCCAUCGACGUCGGCCUCGAUAGCCGUAUCGCGGUUAUGGGCAACAACGGCGCUGGAAAAUCGACUCUCAUCAAGUUAUUGACGGGCGAUCUCAGCCUGUUGGCUGGUCAGCUGAACCGCAACGGCCGUCUCCGCGUCGGAUGCUUCGCUCAGCACCACGUCGAGACACUCAUUCCGACGAUAUAUCCCGUGCAGUUCCUCGUGAGUAAGUCCCCUGGCAAGACGGAGCAGGAGUAUCGCUCGCAUCUGGGUAACUUCCAGAUCGGAGGUAUGACUGGGAUGCAGCUGAUCGGAACCUCUCGUCGAGAGGACAGUCGUGUGGCGCUUGCGGUGCUGAGCAUGCUGCGCUCGCAUAUCUUGCUGUUCAACGAGCCGACUAACCACCUCGACCUCGAGAGUCUCGACGCGCGCAUGAAGGCGCCGAAUGAAUGGAACUGCAGUGUGAUCAUCAUCUCCUAUGACGAGUGCAUCAUCACGCACGUUGCCAAUGAACUCUGGGUGUGCAGCGAUCGGACAGUGUCGAAUUCCCACGGCGAUGUGCAGGUGCAUACUUAA